AUGUCUAAGGGUUUGGUGAGAAUACGGUUAGCAAGAUUUGGGAGGAAGCAUGCCCCGCUGUACAAUAUAGUCGUUGCGAACUCACACAAGGCUCGGGACAAGACACCUAUUGAAGUUCUGGGAACAUAUAAUCCUAUUCCACAGCCUUUGACGAAGCGGGAGAUAAAGAAUGGCGCUAUCCCAACCAAGGAUGUGAAGCUUGACAUGUCUAGAACGAAAUAUUGGAUUGGUGUGGGAGCACAGCCGAGCGAAACAGCGACCAAAUUGCUGGUAAAAUGUGGUUUGUUGGGCGAGGAAUGGAUAAAGUCUCGCUCUUCCGACCAACAAGUGGCGCUUCCGAAAAGAGAGGUGUACGAAUAA
Molecule: messenger RNA, 360 nt
Organism: Lachancea sp. 'fantastica'
Lineage: Eukaryota; Fungi; Ascomycota; Saccharomycetes; Saccharomycetales; Saccharomycetaceae
Source: the annotation of a GenBank genome assembly